Messenger RNA from Leptonychotes weddellii (Weddell seal), 666 nucleotides. The record is from RefSeq and is a predicted model, not a curated record. Lineage: Eukaryota; Metazoa; Chordata; Mammalia; Carnivora; Phocidae.
AUGAAUUUGACUCAAGUAUAGAAGCAAUGGAAAUAUCACUUUGGGCAUGUUAAGACCACAUGUCAAAAUCAUGAGUGGGAGUGGAUGUUUUCCUGUGAGGUCCUGAGCAUUGCCAGCCGUGUCCAUCUGCCCUGCUCAGCCAGAGCUGGAAGAGGGUUCCUUUCAGUCCUGCUGCAUCUUGAGGUCCAGUUUGCCCAGGACCUGACUCAGAUAGUAGACAGCCUGUCUCAGACCAGGGGCCUCACCACUGAUGACGCCAGAGGAAGGCAUCAAAAGAAAAUCCGAAGCAAGACUCAGAAUUACCUCAACCUGUAUGCCGUGGAAGGCCUGCGCACCUUGUGCAUUGCCAAGAGGGUUCUGAGUGAAGAAGAGUAUGCCUGUUGGUUGCAAAGCCACUUAGAAGCAGAAUCUUCCCUGGACAACCGUGAGGAGCUUCUUUUCCAGUCUGCCAUUCGCCUGGAAACAAAUUUGCAUCUGUUGGGUGCCACUGGGAUUGAAGAUCGCCUGCAGGAUGGAGUCCCAGAAACCAUUGCUAAAUUGCGUCAAGCAGGCCUGCAGAUUUGGGUUCUCACUGGUGACAAACAAGAAACAGCCAUUAACAUUGCAUAUGCCUGCAAACUGCUGGACCAUGAUGAGGAAGUCCUCACCCUGAAUGCUGAAUCCCAG